AUGGAAAUAGGCAUAGUGUUGACAUCCUCUUUAAUGAAAGAUCAAUUCUUCACUGAAGCUCAUCGUUCGUUAAAUACGAAUGUUAAACAAUAUUGGACAAAUCUUCGUUAUCAAAUAGAAUUUGAUGAUUUACAAACAACAUUCCGUUGUUGUGGGGCUGAUUCAUCCAACGAUUAUCCACAUAUUAAACAACUUAUACCGAUUUCAUGCUUGUCUGGAAUAAAACCAUAUUCACUGUUGCAUAUGAACCCAUUGAAAGCUUCUAAUUCUGAAGGGAGUUUCAACAUUGAAUAG
Molecule: messenger RNA, 294 nt
Organism: Schistosoma curassoni
Lineage: Eukaryota; Metazoa; Platyhelminthes; Trematoda; Strigeidida; Schistosomatidae
Source: the annotation of a GenBank genome assembly